Molecule: messenger RNA, 1834 nt
Organism: Vicia villosa (hairy vetch)
Lineage: Eukaryota; Viridiplantae; Streptophyta; Magnoliopsida; Fabales; Fabaceae
Product: dihydrolipoyllysine-residue acetyltransferase component 4 of pyruvate dehydrogenase complex, chloroplastic-like
Exons: 6
Coding region: 187-1632 (481 amino acids)
Biological process (GO): pyruvate decarboxylation to acetyl-CoA
Cellular component (GO): pyruvate dehydrogenase complex; chloroplast envelope; chloroplast thylakoid
Molecular function (GO): dihydrolipoyllysine-residue acetyltransferase activity
Source: RefSeq, a predicted model, not a curated record
AUCGACCAUAAUAAAUAAACAAAACCUUUACAUCGGUGAGAUCGUUGAACAACAAGCACUACUUGUAUAUAGAGAGAACUUAAAAGACUAACCACUUCAUAGCUACCCCUCAGGCCUCAACUCCCCCUCGUCGUCUCCGCCCCUCUCGUAAGUCAUUCCAUUCAAUUUUCACUCUCAUUUUCCAAAAUGAACGCACAUUCCACUUCGAUAAUCUCCAUGGCUUCUCCAUCUCCGUCUCUCCGCACCUCAACUUCCCUCCCUUUCUCCACUCUCAUCCUCCCCCGCACCUCCUCCCUUCGCCGCCGUCCCUUCAAAAUCCAAGCCAAGAUCCGCGAAAUCUUCAUGCCCGCACUCAGUUCUACCAUGACCGAGGGUAAAAUCGUCUCGUGGAUCAAAUCCGAAGGCGACACUCUCUCCAAAGGUGAUAGUGUUGUUGUUGUUGAAUCAGAUAAAGCUGAUAUGGAUGUUGAAACUUUCUAUGAUGGAAUUCUUGCUGCUAUUGUUGUUUCCGAAGGUGAAACUGCUCCAGUAGGUGCUCCGAUUGGUUUGCUCGCUGAAACUGCUGAAGAUAUCGCUGAAGCUCAAGCUAAGGCCAAAUCCGUCAAAUCCGGUUCUGGUUCUGGUUCUUCUCCUUCUCCUCCUCCUGAAGUACCGGACACUCCUCCGGUGGUUUCUUCUCAGUCUCCUCCCCCGCCGCCACCACCGAUUAAGGCUGUUUCUGAUGGUCCGAAGAAAAUUACCGCCACACCUCAGGCGAAGAAGCUUGCGAAACAACAUAAAGUUGACAUUGCUUCAGUAAACGGGACUGGUCCGUUUGGGAGGAUUACUCCGGCUGAUGUGGAGGCUGCUGCAGGGAUUGUGCCGUCAAAGAGUAAUGCACCUUCGGUGGUAGCUUCUGCUCCGGUGGCGUCGGAGAAGCCGAAAGCUGGUUCUUCUUCUGCUGCACCGGCUGCGUUGCCGGGUUCGAGUAAUGUUGCUUUUACUACUAUGCAAUCUGCUGUUGCUAAGAAUAUGGUGGAGAGUUUAUCUGUGCCGACUUUCCGUGUUGGAUAUCCGGUUACGACGGAUGCUCUUGAUGCUCUAUAUGAGAAGGUGAAACCUAAGGGUGUUACUAUGACUGCUAUAUUGGCCAAAGCUGCUGCCAUGGCACUUGUUCAGCAUCCAGUUGUCAAUGCUACCUGCAAAGACGGCAAGAACUUUCACUAUAACAGUAACAUUAAUGUUGCUGUUGCCGUGGCAAUCAAUGGUGGUUUGAUAACCCCAGUUCUUCAAGAUGCUGAUAAGUUGGACUUGUAUCUGUUGUCCCAAAAAUGGAAAGAACUAGUUGCAAAGGCUCGUUCAAAGCAAUUGCAACCUCAUGAGUAUAAUUCAGGAACUUUCACGCUUUCCAACUUGGGUAUGUUUGGAGUUGACAGGUUUGAUGCCAUUCUUCCACCAGGCCAGGGGGCUAUCAUGGCUGUCGGAGCAUCAAAGCCUACUGUUCUGGCUGAUGCAGAUGGAUUCUUCAGGGUGAAAAAUAAAAUGCUGGUGAAUGUAACAGCUGAUCACCGAAUAAUUUAUGGGGCUGACCUGGCUGCCUUCCUUCAGACAUUCUCUAAAAUCAUUGAAAACCCAGAAAGCCUAACAUUAUAGUCAUUCCUCACUGAGAGAUAUAUUUAGUUAUACGAGACAGUGUUUCUUGAGAAGCUGUUUGCUCAUUUCUUAAACUUUUUGUACUUUCUCUUUAGACUUUCUUUUUUUGUUAUACUUUACUAGACUUAAACUUUGUGCUUUUUUCAUUGCACUUUCUUUUUGCACAAGAUUGCAAUACAAACUUAUAAGUUAGAGACCACAA